AAGAUAGAGAAAGUGAAAACGCGUGGGGAAAAAAAAAGAACGAAUGGGCCUUUUUAAAACAUCAUGUGCCACGUGGGUGAUGGUCAACACUGAAAAAGUCAUAUUUCGAUGUCAAGGUUCUUCCUUACAACGAAAGAUAUUUUUAAGGACUUUUUUCACCACGUUGAACUUAUAAGGUCCUCAUUAAAGUGAACAUAUGAGUAUCUUUUGGACAAAUUUUCCUAAACUAAAUUUAGUUAUAAAUUGAAUUUUGAUUUAGGCUUUUUUUUUUUUUGACUAGUGAUUUAGGCUUAUAGCCUUAUAGUAAACUAGUAUCUCCUAAACUUAAUAAACUUUACAAGAAUUUAAGUGAGUUUUUUAAUUUCCUUAAUUAACACUAGUAGACUCUUAAUUUACUUCAUUUGAAGUAUCGCAAAAAGUUGUUUAGCUUAGCCCAGCUUCUUAUGUGGGCACAAAUAAUCUAACUGCUCUUGCUGUAGCAAUUAAAUUAGUCGGAUAAAGAUGGAACCGAAAUUAACUUUAACAUCACGUAAACAAAGAAAGUGGCACGUUCCUAACAAUGAAAAUUCUGUUGAAUAGGAAUGUACAAGGAAAUUAAAUAUUCUUAAUUAAGACAAGAUGUCAUGUUGACAAAGACCUAUCUUUCUUCUUUUUUUUUUUUUUUUUUUUUUUUUUUUUUUUUUUUUUGAAAUCAUGUUGACGAAGACUUAAACAAACUAGUUCAAUUUUGACUGUUGCUAAAACCGCAGCCGCCCCCUGUUCUGUACCCGUUCCCUACCAUUAUUCAGGAAGUCAUUAUGGUCCUAUUUCUUCAGGAGUUCGUGUGAUCUAAGAUCGAGUUUUUAUUACUACUAGCUAGCUUACUAGAGGUUGUUCAUUAAUUUCUUUAUCAUUAAGCUAAUAUAGGCAAUGGAAGACGCGAUUUCACCAUUUCAAUCUCUAAGCCUGAAUUUACAGCCCAAGAUUUCAUCAACAUCACACCAACACUGCCUUCAAAUUAUUGUGAAGAGUAAGCCAGGGUGGUUGUACGCGAUAUAUUGGCAAUUGUCAUCUAUCAGCAAUGACUCUGCCUACAACAAUCGCCGUGUGUUGGCAUGUUCGGAUGGUUAUCUGAUGCACAGCAGUAAACCAGGAAAUCUGCAGCAGCAGGAGGUUUCACAUAUUCAAGAAGUGGAUGAGAUGGUAAUGUCAGAAAGAUUUUACACAGCUUCGUUACACAAGUUCCUAGACAUAGAAGACACCAAUUCUGUUAUUGGGCGACUCAUGAGUUCAGGGACACACUUGUGGCUUGUUGAUGUGGAUGGGAAGCUAAAUUACUCGAGGUGCGAAAGGGCUAGGGAAGCCAGACUGAACAACAUUCAGACCCUGGUUUUCUUACCAAUUAGUCCAAAUGGUGUCAUUGAAGUCGGAUCUUUGGAUGUGAUCAAGGAGGAUAGGAGCUUAAUUGACCUCACUUAUUCCAUGUUUGGUGCUAGAGGUGAUGGCAACAUGAACAUUACCUCUCGCAAUAGCAAAAGAAGAACAGCACCUGCGACUGCAGUGCCGCAGAGCAGCCCUGUUGAGGCAGAAAGGAAAAGGCGAGAGAGACUAAACCAGCGUUUCUGUACAUUACGCGCUGUAGUUCCUAAUGUCUCAAAGAUGGACAGAGCAUCUCUGCUUUCUGAUGCCGUCGUUUACAUAAACAAGCUUAAGUCGCGAGUAAGUUUAUUGGAGGACAAUUUACGAGUGCUGCAGAACAGAAAUCCUACAGCUGCUCACUUUACAGGAUCAGAAUCUUCACCAAUCUGAACGCCAAAAUAAUC
Molecule: messenger RNA, 1802 nt
Organism: Chenopodium quinoa (quinoa)
Lineage: Eukaryota; Viridiplantae; Streptophyta; Magnoliopsida; Caryophyllales; Amaranthaceae
Product: transcription factor bHLH14-like
Exons: 1
Coding region: 910-1788 (292 amino acids)
Biological process (GO): regulation of DNA-templated transcription
Cellular component (GO): nucleus
Molecular function (GO): transcription cis-regulatory region binding; protein dimerization activity; DNA-binding transcription factor activity
Source: RefSeq, a predicted model, not a curated record